CAGCACCAUAACAAUUGAACAAUCAAUCAACCAUUUUGAGUCAAAACAAAUGUCAGUUAUCGCUGAAGCUCCAGAUUUCCUGCAAGUAUUCUCCGAUGGAACAGUUAAGCGUUUUUCUCCAGAAAUCGCCAUAGCCUCACCAGAAUCCUCUGAAAGUUACAAAUCAAAAGACAUAGUAAUUGAUUCAUCCAAACCAAUAACUGGGCGAAUCUUCCUUCCUAACACACCAACAAUAAACACUUCAACUCAUAAGCUUCCUGUAGUGGUUUACUUCCAUGGUGGUGGGUUUUGUAUUGGGUCAACAACAUGGCUUAACUACCAUAUUUUUCUUGGUGACUUAGCUUCACUUACAGGAGCAAUUGUGUUGUCUAUUGACUAUCGCCUUGCCCCAGAAUAUCCUCUGCCAAUAGCCUACUCAGACGGAUGUAGCUCUCUUGAGUGGCUAAUAAAGAGCUGCUACACCGAGCCAUGGCUCCAACGCGCUGACCUUUCGCGUGUUUUUCUAUCAGGGGAUAGUGCUGGAGGGAAUAUUGCUCACAACAUCACCAUGAAAGUUGCUCAUAUAAGUGAAGAACAUGACUUUUCUGGGAUUAAAAUUGAAGGGAUAUUACUUAUACACCCUUAUUUCGGUAGUGAGGAGAGAACUCCUCAGGAAAUGAUAGAUGAGAGUGGUGUAGAAGUGCAAAUGAAUGAUAUGUUUUGGAAGCUAAGUAUACCUCAAGGAUCAAAUCGGGAUUAUUUUGGGUGUAAUUUUGAAAAGGUUGGAUUUAAAGAUAAAGAAUGGGAUGUGUUUCCGAGGGUGGUGGUUUAUGUGGCCGGGCUAGAUUUUUUGAAAGAAAGAGGAGUUAUGUAUGUGGAAUAUCUUAAAACAAAAGGGGUUAGAGAUGUGAAGUUGAUUGAAGCCAAAGAUCAAGGUCAUAUAUAUCAUGUCUAUCAUCCUAACUCAGAAUCCACACUUUUGCUUCAACAUCAAAUGAAAGAGUUUAUUUAUAACUUUUAAUUGCUCAAUUUUUACAAAUCUCAUUAUUAUCAAGAAAAGUAAAAUGUCUUAAGAAAUUUGAAGUGGUCAUACUAAUUUGUUAUGUUUCACAAAUUACAUGUGAGCUUAUGUUAUGUCUUUCAUAUGCCGAUAUAGUAAUUGUAAUAAUGUUUCUUGUACGUAAGAUUAAUAAAGUAAACUAGUAUUUGAGUUGUUAAA
Messenger RNA from Spinacia oleracea (spinach), 1198 nucleotides. RefSeq names its product probable carboxylesterase 17. The transcript has a single exon. Lineage: Eukaryota; Viridiplantae; Streptophyta; Magnoliopsida; Caryophyllales; Amaranthaceae. The record is from RefSeq and is a predicted model, not a curated record. Gene Ontology annotation, molecular function: hydrolase activity. The coding region runs from base 50 to 1000 and encodes 316 amino acids.